GGCACCACCCCAGCCCACGAAAUAGAAAAUCCCAAAAAUCUCUCCCAAGUUUUUAUCUUGCCAAGUGCAAACUGCAAACAAAUUUCGUCUUUUAUUUUUCUUUCUUUUGUUUAUUUUAUUUUUUAAUUUAUUUUGCUGGUGUUUUUCUUACCUUUUAUUUAUUCGUUUAAAUAUUUAACUAGGGAGAGAUCGCCUUAUUCGCCUCUCCUCCGCCCACCAAAAGUCCAAAACCUCUCUCUCUCUCUCUUUCUUUUUCUCUCUCCCUGGGUUUCUCGCUCCUGCAAAAACCCUGUCAAAACCUUCGAAUCCCAUAACCUCCAAUCAAAGAAGAAGGUUAUAGAUACACAUAUAUACAUACAUAGAUACAUAUAUACUUAUAGCAAAAAAAGGGAAUCUUUUGGUAGCUAUGGCGGCGAGUGCCCAGUGGCAGCCCAAGGAAGAAGGAUUCAAUGAGAUCUGCGGGCUUUUGGAGCAGCAGAUUUCCCACUCCUCUUCUUCCGCUGACAAGUCUCAGAUAUGGCAGCAGCUUCAGCACUACUCUCAGUUCCCCGAUUUCAACAACUAUCUCGCUUUCAUUCUCGCUCGCGCCGAGAAUAAAUCAGUGGAGGUUCGACAAGCUGCAGGCCUGCUGUUGAAAAAUAACCUUCGGACUGCAUAUAAAUCAAUGGUUCCUGCAUACCAGCAAUACAUAAAGUCAGAGUUAUUGCCUUGCUUAGGAGCAGCAGAUAGGCACAUUAGGUCUACAGCCGGCACGAUUAUAAGCGUUGUUGUUCAACUAGGAGGAAUUUCAGGAUGGCCCGAGUUGUUGCAAGCUCUUGUGAGUUGCUUAGACAGCAAUGAUCUAAAUCACAUGGAAGGUGCUAUGGAUGCUUUAUCCAAGAUUUGUGAGGAUGUUCCUCAAGUGCUUGAUUCAGAUGUACCUGGGUUAGCUGAACGCCCCAUCGACGUAUUCCUUCCUAGAUUAUUUCAGUUUUUUCAGUCACCACAUUCCACAUUACGGAAGCUUUCUUUGGGUUCUGUAAAUCAGUACAUUAUGUUGAUGCCAGCGGCUUUAUAUAUGUCCAUGGAUAAAUAUCUUCAAGGUUUGUUUAUCCUUGCAAAUGACUCUUCCUCAGAAGUGCGGAAAUUGGUUUGCUCAGCAUUUGUUCAGCUAAUUGAAGUCCGCCCAUCUUUCUUGGAGCCACAUCUGAAGAAUGUGAUUGAGUAUAUGUUGCGAGUGAACAAGGACGCCGAUGAUGAAGUCGCUCUUGAAGCUUGUGAAUUCUGGUCUGCAUACUGUGAUGCUCAGUUACCACCAGAGAACUUAAGAGAGUUCUUGCCGCGGCUAAUUCCGGUUUUACUGUCAAACAUGGGCUAUGCUGAUGAUGAUGAGUCGCUUAUUGAUGCUGAGGAGGAUGAAUCUGUCCCAGAUCGCGAUCAGGAUAUCAAACCUCGUUUUCAUUCAUCACGGCUUCAUGGAUCAGAUAAUGUUGAAGAUGACGACGAUGAUAUUGUUAAUGUAUGGAAUCUACGCAAAUGCAGUGCAGCAGCUCUUGACGUUAUCUCAAAUGUGUUCGCGGAUGAGAUUCUUCCAACGUUGAUGCCUUUAUUUCAGACCAACCUGUCUGCUAGCGGUGAUGAAGCUUGGAAGGAAAGAGAAGCUGCUGUUUUGGCUCUUGGUGCCGUAGCUGAGGGUUGCAUUAAUGGUCUUUAUCCACAUUUGUCUGAGAUUAUUUCAUUUCUAAUCCCCUUAUUAGAUGAUAAGUUUCCUCUCAUUCGGAGUAUUUCUUGCUGGACAAUUUCUCGUUUCAGUAAGUUCAUUGUUCAGGGUGUUGGGCAUCAACAAGGUUAUGAGCAAUUUGACAGUGUUCUCAUGGGCCUGUUAAGAAGAAUAUUGGAUACCAACAAGCGGGUUCAAGAGGCCGCUUGUUCUGCCUUUGCUACACUUGAAGAGGAGGCUGCAGAAGAGUUGGCACCAAGAUUAGAGAUAAUUUUGCAGCACCUCAUGUGUGCUUUUGGAAAAUAUCAGAGGCGGAACCUCAGAAUUGUAUAUGAUGCUAUUGGAACUCUGGCCGAUGCUGUUGGUGAAGAGCUAAAUCAGCCUGCUUAUCUUGAUAUUUUGAUGCCACCAUUGAUCGCAAAGUGGCAACAACUUUCAAAUGCAGACAAAGAUCUAUUCCCACUGCUUGAGUGCUUUACGUCUAUAUCACAGGCAUUGGGUACUGGAUUCUCUUCAUUUGCGGAGCCUGUAUUUCAGAGAUGCAUAAACAUCAUUCAGACCCAACAAUUGGCAAAGGUUGAUCCUGUUUCUGCUGGGGCCCAGUAUGACAAAGAGUUUAUUGUAUGCUCGCUUGAUCUGCUCUCCGGACUUGCAGAAGGUCUUGGAAGUGGGAUAGAGAGUUUGGUUUCAAAAAGUAAUUUGGUAGACCUGCUUUUGCAAUCUUGCAUAGAUGAUGCUUCUGAUAUCAGACAAAGUGCCUUUGCACUACUUGGCGAUCUUGCUAGAGUUUGUCCUGUUCAUUUGCGACCUCGUUUACCUGAAUUUCUUGACGUUGCAGCAAAGCAAUUGAACACUCUUAAGCUUAAGGAAACUGUCUCGGUUGCAAAUAAUGCAUGCUGGGCAAUUGGAGAACUAGCGGUAAAGGUUCGUCAAGAAAUUUCUCCAGUUGUUAUGACAGUCAUUUCACGCUUGGUCCCCAUUCUCCAUGCAGAGGGGCUCAAUAAAUCACUUAUCGAAAAUAGUGCUAUCACUCUUGGGAGGCUUGCAUGGGUUUGUCCAGAGCUUGUGUCUCCACAUAUGGAGCAUUUCAUGCAAGCAUGGUGCACUGCUUUGUCUAUGAUACGUGAUGACAUUGAAAAAGAGGAUGCAUUCCGAGGUCUAUGUGCGAUGGUUAGAGCAAAUCCAUCCGGAGCAUUAAGUUCAAUGGUUUCUAUGUGCCAAGCUAUUGCAAGUUGGCAUGAAAUAAGGAGUGAGGAGCUCCAUAAUGAAGUUUGCCAGGUGUUACAUGGGUAUAAGCUGAUGCUUGUGAAUGGAGCAUGGGAGCAGUGUAUGUCUGCUUUGGAUCCCCCAGUAAAGGAGAGGCUAUCAAAAUAUCAAGUUUAACCCGUUCUCAUAACGUGCUCUCUCUGCUGGCUCUCUGUGCUCACCAGAGCUGUUUGUCCGGAUCAACUUUGUUGAUCGUUUUUGUGAUUGUCCAGUAACACUGUGGUCAUGAUUCUUUUGAGCAAAGAUCAAAUAUUGGUCCCCAAUACGUCGGAGGAAACUUAGCCGUUGAAAUAAUCGAAGCUUGAAUUCAUUUACACCUCUUCAAAUGUUACCAUGGGUUCAUCCAGUACUUGAGAAAAGUGAAGCUACUCAGGGUUGGGAAUGGCUGGUGUACAGGGGUGGUGUGGCUUUCCAAGCUUUGAGGGUGUUUUUGUUCUUGGAGUCUUGUUUUGAAGGCAAAGAAACAGUCAAGUCAGUCAUUGGAGUCAUCAUUUUUUAUAAUAUAGAUGUCUCAUUCAAAUGUGGGAAUCAUCAUCAUUUUUCAUUUAGGUUUGAAAUUUUUCAUAAAUUAGCAAUUUUUAGUGGAUAGGGUUGUCUUUUUUCUAGAGAUUUUGUAUAAGGGUUUUUUGAAUUGCGGAUUCCAAUUUUCUAAUGUUUCAUAUACAGUCCAAUUUUAAGGAAGUGUAGCCUUUAUUUUUAAGAAUGGCAAUCAGUGAUUCUU
Molecule: messenger RNA, 3686 nt
Organism: Morus notabilis
Lineage: Eukaryota; Viridiplantae; Streptophyta; Magnoliopsida; Rosales; Moraceae
Product: transportin-1
Exons: 29
Coding region: 407-3082 (891 amino acids)
Biological process (GO): protein import into nucleus
Cellular component (GO): nucleus; cytoplasm
Molecular function (GO): nuclear import signal receptor activity; small GTPase binding
Source: RefSeq, a predicted model, not a curated record